AUGGACGUGUCAACUCGAUGGAAUUCGACUCACGUAAUGUUGCGAACAGCACUGAGUGUCAAGUCAGCUCUUAACGCACUGAUGCACAACUAUGGAGAACUUCGCGAGAUGAUAAUCAACCCAGAAGAAUGGGAAAUCAUCGAGGCUGUGUGCGCGUAUUUAAAACCAUUCGAUCAUCUGUCGACGGUUCUCGGUGGUCAAACGUACAUUACGUUGCCGUUGGGAAUUGUGGGGUUCAAUAUGCUUCUUGACAAAAUCGAGACGGUAACUCACCAACUUGAUGUGAAGCCAUCGCGAAGUUGCGUCGACGAGGAAUUUAUCGAAGCUUUCCAAGCUAGAAGAGAUAAGAUGCUCAAACACUACAAGAAAACGAAUUGGAUAUAUGGAGUUGUUCUCAUCCUCGAUCCUCGGCACAAAGUUGGAACGUUUCAACUCACAUCUUGGGGUCGUGACAUAGAAAAGGCAUCAAUGGCUAAGUUUCAAAAAAUUUUUCGCGAACAAUAUUGGGCAAAUUCCACCGUCGAGAUGAUAGCAUCUCAGGGUAAAAGUUUAUCGGAUCAAGGAAGCCAGGGAUCCUUCGAUUUAUAUGAACUUUAUGAGGCCUCCACGCCGAUUUUUCACGAAGACUGUAGUGAACCACAGCGAGAAUUCGAGUGCUAUUGCAAACUCAAACGGGCGAGUCGGAACGAAAAUAUUUUGGAGCGGUGGCGAAACAAUUCGAAUUCAUUUCCGAAUUUGGCAAAAAUGGCGCGAGAUUUCUUAAGCAUCCCGGCGACAAGCGUCCCGGCUGAACGUUUGUUUUCGAAGGCCGGUUUGAUCCUAAGGAAACACCGAAAUAAUAUGUCUAAUGAAUCAGCGAGAAGUCUGCUGUGUUUAAACGGAUGGCUGACGUGCAGCCUCAAAUCAGCGAUUCAAAAAAAUCUUAACCCGUCCGAACAAUAA
This is a messenger RNA of Neodiprion fabricii, 942 nucleotides long. RefSeq names its product zinc finger BED domain-containing protein RICESLEEPER 2-like. The transcript has a single exon. Gene Ontology annotation, molecular function: protein dimerization activity. The record is from RefSeq and is a predicted model, not a curated record. NCBI's taxonomy places the organism in Eukaryota, Metazoa, Arthropoda, Insecta, Hymenoptera, Diprionidae. The coding region runs from base 1 to 942 and encodes 313 amino acids.